AUGCAAUCCCCUUCACCACGACUACGUCAUUACAGGACGAUGACCGCAAUAUGCUUUGUCUGCAAUUUACCAAUCCUUUCCCACCAAGUUGGGCUGGUGUGGGCUGGUGGAAACGGAUGGGACGAACUCACGCGGUCCACAUUGGAAGAGACGACACUUCGACAACGUCUUGGUAACAGAAGAGAUUCGUCUGCUCAAGUAUGUUGUGUUUCACCCCCUGAGCCUGAUGUUGCAGAUCAGCCACGAGGCGGACCUAGACGCCGCCGCUCAUCGUUGGCCCAACUGACAGACAUUCUACGAGAAUGGGGAGGAGGUGGAAGUAAUGCACCAAGACGACAACGUGCUCCAUUGUCAAGACGUGAAACCUUAGCAGAUCUUGCUCGUUCUCUACCCUGGGCACGUCAUGAACCACCACCACGUCGAAGACGCGAUUCUUCUGCAGAUUCUGGUAUUAAAUCUUCAACCUCAAAGCGCCGAGAUUCUAAAGCCAUAACCCCACAUGAUUUUCGAUCUGAUUUUCCAACUUAUUUGGAGCGCAAGGAUUCUACAAUAAUGUCUUCAAGAGAACGACGUGUUAAGAGACGUGGGUCGAGUGAUGGCAAGGAUCGCAGAGAUUCUGUUGAUGGUCAUCGACACCGCAGAGAUUCUGUAGCGGCUCCACCGCCACGUGUAGUUGCAACUCAUAAGAAAAGAAGAGCUUCUCCACCUACUCCAGCACCUCCAGCUUUUGUUGAUGCAUCGUCUGAUCCAGGUCCUUCCACACACCCACCGGCUGUAACUGUCGUGACGGUUCAUGAACCAACUCGCUCAGAUGGUGAAUGCCCACCGAUGACUAUGCCGACAAUAAUAACUUCAGCAGUAACACCUUCUCCCACUUCUCCAACGGCACCAACUUCUAAUGCUACACAAUUAACACAAGCUUCACAAGCUUGUCAACCUACACAAGCAACGCAAGUAACACCUAGUGGAAGAACACCUCCAAACUUAGGUGGAAGAAGAGAUUCCACUACACAAUGUGGUCGAGCUCGAAGAGACUCACGGGCAACUGCUAGUCCAGAAAGAAGAUUAGUUAGACUACCAAGACAAGCUACAGCAUUUGAUGAUCCAUCUGGACCACCUGGAACGCGACGUAGAGAUUCAGGUCCAAAUUUGGACCCUGAUGAUGCUGGAAGAGCUAGACGCGACUCUUUGAGUCCCGACUCUGCAGCACGACCGCGUCGAGAAAGAAAUCAAUUAAGUCCCGAUAGAGCGGGUGGAGGUGAACUAAGUCCAUCAGCAGCUCGUAGACGAAGUCGCUUAAGAAGACAAGCAUCUUGUGCUCGUGUUGGUAGAGCACGUAGUCCCGAGUCAAGUUCAUGUUCCAGUCGAGAUCCGAGCCCGUGCGCACGACCUCCUGAGCGAACAAUGUUCAGACGACAAUCAACGACUGAAGAAAUUUUGAUAGCUCGUGGUUUUCGCCGUCAAUCUACAACCGAAGAAAUGAUACGAUGUCGUAAUUUUAGACGACAAAGUUCACAAAGUGAUGAUGCAUGCAUGCGCGCUCGAGGUCGUCGUGACUCUUCUACGCAAAUACUUGAUGGUACUAUAGGAACUAUGACUGUGGAGACAACCAGCACAUUUUUCGAUUCAAGUACACAAACAGAACCGUCCCCAUUGUACGACAACAACCACUACCACGAGGAAUGUCUUCGUUGCAACUCUUGUGGGUUAAACCUCACUGGACCCAAUCAAAAACGCGCUCGCCGAUUCAAGAACCAAAUCCUGUGCGACCUGCACUUCGCGGACGUGGCGCUGAUGGAGUGUAGCGACUUCAUGCAGCAGCUUCGCAGCUUCAAGCCCCAGUCACUGGGCUGCGCUGUCGCCAGGCGCAAGUCUUCCACCACGCUUAUAUUUCCUCUGCCACCACAAGCGUGUUCAGAUGAAUUCUGCGAAGAAUACCCACACAAUCUCAUCCCAACCCCUGGCUACUGGAUCGAAUGCUCUCGUCAGAAGAUUGCUACUGAUACGAUAUGGGACGAAUCAGAGUCUGAGCAUGAUAGUGGACCAGAUGGAGAUAGAGGUGAAUCCCGCCAUCAAAAAUCGGGAUCUCUAGACGAAGCAGCAGAGGAUAGCAGCGACAAUGGAGGAAGUACGCCUAAAAAGAAGACAGCUAUCGAGGAGCAGUGGGAAAGAUCAGGGGGCUUCGAGCUUACUUCGGUGGAACAAGAAACAUAUGAAAAAUAUUUCUAUGGUACAGAACAUUGGAACUAUUUUACCAGUGAUGAAGAUCUGGGACCCGUGAUUUUGUCCAUAAAACAGGAAACCCUUAACGCUAGGGACCAGUUUCGAAUACUAGUUCGAGCUAUAAGCUACACGGUGCACGGGUUGAUACCAGCUUCCUGCGUGUUCGCGGACCGCUACAAUCGCGAGGAAGUGGUCCGGUCUCUCGGCAAGGAAGUGAACAUCAAUCCGCCGCUCAUGCUAGGUCAGCUGCCUGACACGCCCGAAGAACUGCUCAAGUUAGACCAAGUGUUCAUUAAAUCUGAGUUAAAAGUUGGCGUCAUUUAUGUAAAAGAAAAUCAAUACACGGAGGAGGAAAUAUUGGACAAUAAUGAGAACUCUCCGUUUUUUGACGAGUUCCUGCAAGUUCUCGGCGAAAAAGUUCGUCUCAAAGGCUUUGACAAAUAUAAGGGUGGUUUAGACACAGUACACGACUUGACUGGUUUAUAUUCAGUGUAUACAAAUUGGCGAGGUAUCGAAAUAAUGUUUCACGUGUCAACUCUUCUUCCGUAUGAAAAACAUGACGCUCAGAAACUGCAAAGGAAACGUCACAUAGGAAAUGAUAUUGUUUGUGUGGUCUUCCUAGAAGCUGACAAUACAGCUUUUUCACCAGCGUGUAUCAAAAGUCAUUUCUUACAUACAUUUAUACUCGUACGAGUGUCAGCCAAAAUUAAAAGGCGACCGACUAGAUAUGAAGUGUCUGUCGUGACCCGGGACGAGGUGGGGGCCUACAAGCCCUACUUGUGGGAGCAAAGCGUGUUCGAUAAAGGACCUAUGUUCAGGGAGUGGCUGCUUACAAAAAUUGUAAACGGAGAACGAGCCUCAUAUUCAGCGCCUAAGUUUGCAAGAAUGCAAGAACGCACUAGAAGUCAAAUGCUAGAAGAUAUCGUAGCCAAUCUACAAAAUCACGCUGAAACUGGACAAAUACCUAAACCUUAUAGACGCGGAUCAUGGCGCCCUAUCGGUCAUAUGAGACCAUCGUCCCCUCUACUUGAUUCGGUCAGAGAUCAAUUCGAAGAUUACGACCAAUUAGCUAAGGACUUCACAAGAGUUUUCCUGAACAAUGAGCUAAACGUUGCACAAAACGCUCAACUUUUUGACGUCGUAUUUUUAGUGGGACAGUCAAAGCAAAAAACUAAAUUCAUUGGCGUUAGAGCUAUAUUGGGUGUAAGGAGCAGAGUGUUCCAAGAGAUGCUGUACGGCAUCCAGACGGGGUUCGGGUCCCCGCAGGUGCCGGUGGCGGAGCUGCUCGCGCGGCCGGCGCCCACGCUGCUGUCGCCGACGCCGGCGCGCCAGAAGAGCAGCAACUUCCUGCAGGUGCCCGACAUCGAGUCGCCGAGGCCAAAGAGCGUACCUAGCUCUCCGAUGGUUAAGCGAGCUUUCUCCCGAUUAGGCACAAUAACGGCAGGUUGGGGACGCUCGAUACGAAAACAACAUUCUCAACUUAAUGCUGACGAUAAAAAGAAAUGGGCUAGCUCUCAAGACUGUUCAAAUAAAGAAAGUAAAGAUAAAGAGAAAGACAAAAAUGCCGCCCUAGCGGUACCGCGGCUGUCGGUUUGUGCUGAUGCGCAGAAAGUUGACCGUGCCAAACUUGCUCAGACUGAGUUUUCCAUUAUUGAAUUUGACCCGGAAACAUUCCGAAUACUCCUGGACUACUUGCACACGGGCAGCUGUCCUCUCACGUGCGCGUCCAUCCCGGGACUAAUCUGCGCGGCCGAGCACUAUGAUCUACCGGAGUUACUCCAAGCUUGCUUCCAUCAUGCCAAACAAUUUUUGAGAAUAGAAGUGGUAUGCACAAUGCUUAUAUCAUUAGAAAAUUACUACUGGCGAUAUACAUCAGCUUCGGAACUGGUUAACAUGAUUUUGGCCUUCAUUGAACAAAGAGCUUAUGCGCUGUUCCAGACUUCAGAAUUUCUCAAUCUAUCCGAGUCUAUGGUACAAAUGAUUAUGUGUAGAAACCUCGAGGUACCAGAGGUGAGGAAAUUCGAAGCUAUGUUGAGCUGGGCCCGUAACAAAAUCAAAGCCAAAUCUUCCAAUAAGACUGAUGCCAAAAAUGAGUUUAAAUGCAUUAUGGAUAGAUUAGCCAGGGACUUGAAACUGUACAGAAUAUCGCCACAAGAGUUAAUAAAAGUAGUUCUACCAUCGAAAGCCAUCAAAAAUGAGCGUAUCCUCGAAACUUUGAUGUAUCAAGCAAAUUCAGGAAUGUACAGGAUACAAGAGGGUUACAUUGAAGCCUGUCAACAACGCCUUCAGAAACAAGACUCAAGGUUUUCUGAAUUCGAAAGCUUCGACUACGGGAUAUAAACUAGGAGCUGUGAGGAAUAUCAGUGUAUUAGAUAGAAUAUAAAGCGCGAUAGGAUUCGGUUCUUCUAAUUGUGGUAUGACGACGCCUUCUAAAAGUAUUAUUGUUAUAGAUGUACUUUAGUAGAGGUGCGAGAAACAUUUGUACACUUCUCGGAUACCUUUCCUUGUUGUUGUUCAUUGAUACCUAUAUAUUUUUUACAUCUAGCUAGACGUUUUCAGUAUAAUCAUCUCUAUUUUUGGUACCAAAGGUUUGAGAUAAAAAAAAAGCAUGUAGUCUGGCAUAUGGAAAAAUAAAACAGUAUUUGAUGUUGUUAAUUAAUGAGAUUUUAAAGACAAAUUGGAAAGAGUCACUACUGUGAUCAGAUAUUAAAUAAAAUAGCUAAUUUGGGUCGGGAUCUGGGGAGAGUUCGUUUUAUUUACAUAAAAUUUAGAUUUAAAAUUACAAUAAACUUUAUGAAUUGAAAAAUAUCCGCCCUAACAGUUAACUAAAUGCGGAAUCAUUUUGCUCACUCUACAAACUAGAAUUUGGAAGCAUCUUUCUAUCUCUAUGUACUGUUUACCGUUUUAAGAUUUAGUCCCCCAGAAAGAUCCAUUCACAAUAAUUGCUUGUAGUCUCUGGCACGCAAAAGUUGACUGAUCGCUGAUAAAGGUUAGAUUUAAUUAAAUACAUGUAAUCGAAUUCUAAAUGUUAGAUGUAAAAUGUUACAUAAUUCAAUAAUACAUAUAGUGUACUCAAUAAAAUAUAACAAAGUAUUAAGUUUAUGUAGAAGGAAAUGUGUAGUUGAAUCUCAUACGCGAGAUCUCCUCGUCCCGGUGUUAGACCCUAUAUUUUAAAAAUUAUAUUUGAACCAUUUCUUUUAUUUUUUUCUCCUCUAAUGGAUACAAAUCCUUUCCUCUCCUGUGAUUCGCACAAUCUUUUACUAAACGUAUAUCAUAGACUAAACAUUUACAACUUACAUAUAUUUUAUUCUAUAAAUGAAGCUUUAAAUUUCCCAUAAAACCUUCGUGUGCCUACAUUGUAGUAUUUACCUCAAAUGACAAAAAAAAAAACCAUAAUGUAUAAUCCUGUUGUUAUCUCUAAUAUAAAAUAUAUAUGUCUAUGUGUUAGUUAACCAAAAAAAAAUUGUCUUAUAUGUAUAACAAAAUCAAUGUUUUCCUGUAACAGUAUUUUAGCUUGUAAAAUUAAAUGAAUGUGUUUGGGUUAAUUGUAUUUUUAAAUGAAUGGUAUCUGUAAUGUUGCUUUUAAUUGUUUUAGCGAACCUUUUUUUCUUAUUAAAUGUUGUAGAAUAUUA
Molecule: messenger RNA, 5855 nt
Organism: Melitaea cinxia (Glanville fritillary)
Lineage: Eukaryota; Metazoa; Arthropoda; Insecta; Lepidoptera; Nymphalidae
Gene: rsh
Exons: 19
Coding region: 1-4563 (1520 amino acids)
Biological process (GO): regulation of small GTPase mediated signal transduction; activation of GTPase activity
Cellular component (GO): cytoplasm
Molecular function (GO): GTPase activator activity; protein binding
Source: RefSeq, a predicted model, not a curated record